This is a messenger RNA of Westerdykella ornata, 1533 nucleotides long. RefSeq lists its product as uncharacterized. Lineage: Eukaryota; Fungi; Ascomycota; Dothideomycetes; Pleosporales; Sporormiaceae. The record is from RefSeq and is a predicted model, not a curated record. The coding region runs from base 1 to 1533 and encodes 510 amino acids. The transcript has 2 exons.
AUGCAGAUUAUGGAUUUGCAGUCGCAGCUCGAGCAUCUGACUGCGCAAAACAAAUCACUCGAAGAAGCCAAAGCCAAGGCUGAAGAGGCCAUUCAGCAAGCCCAGUACCAGCGGCAAGUCGAGGAGCAGGUCAUUACAGAGGCGGUGCAAGCACGUGAUCGCGAGAUCCAGCAGAAGGAUAUCGAUAUAGCACAACUCCGCGACACGUUGCGACAACUGCAACAAGAGGUGGCGAGGUUAACCGAGCUGAACACUGCUCUAACUGAAGCGGGCAACAACUUGAAAAAUGAAACCGAUCAGCGAUUGGCACAGCUGCAGACGGAAGGAGAACAUGUUCAUCACCAAUGGCAAGAAGCCACUCGCGAGCUCGAGGCACUGCGGGCCCAGCAUGCCCAGUUGACGAGCGGUAUGGAAGAAGCUGUGCGUGGGCAGAUUGCGCUUGCACUGGACGACCGCGAUGCCGAAAUCGCUCGCCUGCAGACGGAGCUGGCCAACGCAAGGGAGCAGAUCAAGUCUCUCCAGCGGCAGAUACUGGCGUCCAAGAAACAAGGAGAGAGCUUCCUCACCAUCCGAGACGAGGACUACUUUGACAGCGCCUGCCAACAACUCUGCCAGCAUGUGCAGCAAUGGGUGCUCCGAUUCUCAAAGUUCUCAGACAACCGGGCCUGUCGCCUAUCGUCUGAAAUCGCAAACGACGUCAGGCUCGACAGAGCCACGCGAGAGAAGAUCGAGACGCGUCUGGAUAAUGCCAUCUUGGACGGCUCUGAUGUGGACAUGCUCUUGGCCGACCGUGUGAAGCGGAGAGAUGUCUUCAUGUCGGUGGUUAUGACGAUGAUUUGGGAGUAUGUGUUUACGAGGUAUCUGUUUGGCAUGGACAGAGAACAGCGACAGAAGCUCAAGUCGCUAGAGAAGACGCUGUCGGAAGUUGGCCCGACACGAGCAGUGGCUCAAUGGCGUGCAAUCACACUCACGCUGCUCUCCAAGCGUGAACAAUUCAUCCAACAACGCGCGCAAGACACAGAGGCAGUGGUCCACGAAAUCUAUAGUACCCUGGCGGUGCUACUACCACCACCAUCGCAUCUUCAACGCCAGAUCCAAGAAUCACUCCGAAACGUCAUGCGUCUGGCGGUUGAACUUUCAAUCGAGAUGCGCACGCAACGCGCAGAGUACAUUAUGCUUCCCCCCCUACAACCCGAGUACGACACCAAUGGCGACUUGGUCGCAAAAGUCACCUUCAACGCUUCACUCAUGAACGAGCGCUCCGGCGAAACCACGUCCAACGAUGAACUGGAAGCGCGCGGUGCGAUUGUCAAAAUGGUGCUGUUCCCGCUGGUAGUCAAGAAAGGCGACGACUUUGGAGAAGGCGAGGACGAAAUUGUGGUCUGCCCCGCACAGGUCCUCGUAGCGAAGCCGAAGGAUAAAAAGGUGGUGAGGGUGUUGAGUGGCGCUAUGAGUAGCCAUCAGAAGAGUUCGCUGAGCUUGGCAGCGCCGGAGAGCAGUGUGAUGGAUCUUUCUGGGAGUAAUGUCUUUUAG